Messenger RNA from Cutaneotrichosporon cavernicola, 3168 nucleotides. RefSeq lists its product as uncharacterized. Gene Ontology annotation, biological process: calcium ion transmembrane transport; manganese ion transport; intracellular calcium ion homeostasis. Bases 1 to 3168 code for a protein of 1055 amino acids. The transcript has 4 exons. Gene Ontology annotation, cellular component: Golgi membrane; plasma membrane; endoplasmic reticulum. The record is from RefSeq and is a predicted model, not a curated record. Lineage: Eukaryota; Fungi; Basidiomycota; Tremellomycetes; Trichosporonales; Trichosporonaceae. Gene Ontology annotation, molecular function: ATP binding; P-type calcium transporter activity; ATP hydrolysis activity.
AUGGACCCCUCUCUCCGCGCCUACGCCGCGCCAUACAAGCGGCGCAUGACGCCGCCGCCCAACGGCCCCAACGGCAUGGCACGCGGGCGCUCGUCCUCACCGGCGCCCGGCGCUUUGAGCCAGCGCGGUUCGCCACAUCCCUUUCGGGACGAUGACGAUGGCGAUGUCCCGACGCCCUCGGCUGGGUACGCGUACUCGACGACGUUGCGGCGCAUGUCGUCUCCAAGCCGCGUUCUCCGGCCGAACUUGAGCAUUCAUGACCUUUCGAAUCCGUACGACGGAGGCGCGCCGGCCGAAGCGGCCAGGGCGUUUGACGACCAGUCCACCCUCGGCAAGGUGACGACGUUUAUACGGCGCGUCACUGGACACCGCGGAUAUGAGGAAGUGCAGGCUGAUGCGCGCGAGGCGAGGGAACGCGCCGAGAGGCGGUCGCGCGAGACGCCAAGCGCAAUCUACGCGCACAAGAGCGUCGAGGCGACAUUGGCAGACUUCCACACCGACAAGGAGAAGGGGUUGGCAAGCUCUGCCGUGCCCGCUCUCGUGGGCCAGUAUGGCAUGAACGAGUUCGAGCUCCCACCUGACGAGCCGUUGUGGCUCAAGUUCUCCAAGCAAGUGUAUGAGAACCCUCUCAUUCUCCUGCUCCUCGGCAGCUCUGUUCUAUCCGGCCUCAUGGGCAACUAUGACGACGCUGUGUGUGUCGUGGUCGCCGUCACCAUCGUACUCACAGUCGGAUUUGUACAGGAGCAGCGCUCCGAAAAGUCGCUAGAGGCACUCAACAAGCUUGUGCCGCACUACUGCAAUCUUGUGCGCGACGGACGCGCGCACACCCCGCUCGCGAACACGCUGGUACCCGGUGACCUUGUUACGUUUGGUGUGGGCGACCGCGUGCCCGCCGAUAUUCGAAUUACGAGUGCUGUGCAGCUCGAGAUUGACGAGAGCGCACUCACGGGCGAGACCCGGCCGGCACGCAAGAACACCGAGAUGUGUGACAGAGGCGAGGGCGAGGACACGCAUGGCGAGGGCGGCGGCAAGGCCCUCGGCGAGCGGCACUGCAUGGCGUUCAUGGGAACGUUGGUACGGAGUGGACACGGCAGCGGCAUCAUCGUCGGGACUGGCAAGGACACCGAGUUCGGUGUCGUCUUCUCGAUGAUGCAGGACGUCGAGGAGAAGCGCACGCCGCUCCAGCUGUCGAUGGACGAGCUGGCCAAGCAGCUCUCGAUCUUCUCGUUUGCUGUUAUUGGCGUCAUCGUGCUGUUGGGCAUCUACCACAGACGCUCGUGGCUGGACAUGUUUACGAUCGGCGUGUCGCUCGCGGUCGCCGCCAUCCCCGAAGGCCUUCCCAUCGUCACCACCGUGACCCUCGCGCUAGGCGUACUGCGCAUGUCGAAGCGCAAGGCGAUCGUUAAGAAGCUGCCGUCGGUCGAGGCACUCGGCAGCGUGUCCGUCAUCUGCUCCGACAAGACGGGAACGCUCACGCGCAACGAAAUGACCGUCACGCACAUAUACGCGGUCGACGACCUGACCGACCUCAACCCGCAGCUCGCCGCCGCGUCGACCCUCGGGCCCAAGCAUCCCGACUUGGCUGGCUUUGCGCCGAGCGCGGCGCUCCUCAAGACGGCGCAGAUUGGCGCACUCUGCAACAACGCGUACCGGGACAACGAGGGCAAGAAUGUCGGCAACGCGACCGAGGUCGCGUUGCUCAACGUCCUACCGAUCUUGCGAGCCGAGGACGAGCGAAAGGGCUUUGAGCGCCGCGGCGAGAUCCCAUUCACCUCGGAGAGCAAGUCAAUGUUCGUGAGCGGCAGUCUGAACGGCGGCACCGACAUGGUGUACAUGAAGGGUGCUGUUGAGGCUGUCCUCGCGCGGUGCAAGUACUACUACGUGACGGACAGCAGCACACCAGCGCUUGACGAGACCACGCGCGCGGCGAUCAACGGCCGUGCACUCGAGGUCAGCAAGAAGGGACUGCGCGUCAUUGCGAUGGCGUACGGCUUUGCGCGCGGCACACUGGGCGAGGACGAGGGACUCGUCUUUGUAGGCUUCCAGGCGAUGCUGGACCCUCCGCGCCGUGGUGUCGCCCACGCUAUUACCGCGCUGCACGGCGCUGGCGUUCAGGUCGUCAUGAUCACGGGCGAUGCCGAGGCUACAGCACUCGCGAUUGCCCGCGAGCUCGGCAUGAAAGUCACCACUGGCGAGGGCAUAGCGUCCUCGGUCAUGCUGGGGUCUCAAGUUGAGCAGCUCACGGAACGUGAGCUCAUCGAGCGCGUCCCUGGUAUCACGGUAUAUGCUCGCACGACGCCGCGGCACAAGAUGGCGAUCGUCAAGGCGUGGCAGCAGCGCGGCGCCGUCGUCGCCAUGACGGGUGAUGGAGUCAACGACGCGCCAGCCCUCAAGAUGGCGGACAUUGGUGUCUCGAUGGGCAGGAGCGGCACGGAUGUGGCCAAGGAAGCGGCCGACGUCAUCCUCGUCGACGACGACUUUGGCAGUGUCCUUCCCGCAGUCGAGGAGGGCCGGUCCAUCUUCUACAACAUCCAGAACUUCCUUUCGUUCCAGCUCUCGACUGCUGUCGCCGCACUCUCUCUCAUCACGCUCAGCACGUUUUUGGGACUCGCAAACCCGCUCAACGCCAUGCAGAUCCUCUUUAUCAAUAUCCUCAUGGACGGACCGCCGGCGCAGGCGCUCGGUGUCGACCCAGCCCGCAGGGAGGUCAUGUCCCUCCGCCCGCGGCGCAAGGACCAGAGCGUGCUCAGUCGCCAGGUCAUGUUGCGCGUCAUGUUCAGCGCGGCCCUCAUCGUCCUCGGCACGCUGUAUGUAUACGCCAACGAAAUUAGCGACGGCAACAUGUCACGUCGGGACCGGACGAUGACAUUCACCGUCUUUGUCUUCCUCGACCUCGUAUCCGCCCUGCAAAACCGCGGCGUCUCGACAUCUCUGUUUGGUAACCGUAUGCUCUUCCUCACUGUCUCGAUCAGUUUCCUGUGCCAGCUUGCACUCAUCUACGUGCCACUCCUGCAACACGUGUUCCAGACGCAGGCACUCGGCGCACGCGACAUGUUCAUGCUCCUCGGGCUGGCCGCGACGAGCAUGGGCGCACACGAGGUGCGGCGGUGGUAUGAGAGAAAGAUGGUGCUCGACGAGCUCAUGGAGGCCGGGCUUGGGAUGGCUUAG